Solanum dulcamara is the source of this 1400-nucleotide messenger RNA. RefSeq names its product GATA transcription factor 12-like. The record is from RefSeq and is a predicted model, not a curated record. Lineage: Eukaryota; Viridiplantae; Streptophyta; Magnoliopsida; Solanales; Solanaceae. The transcript has 2 exons. Gene Ontology annotation, cellular component: nucleus. Gene Ontology annotation, biological process: positive regulation of DNA-templated transcription. Bases 197 to 1240 code for a protein of 347 amino acids. Gene Ontology annotation, molecular function: sequence-specific DNA binding; zinc ion binding.
AGCUCUGGAGCACUUGUCUGUCCUCUUCACACUCAAUUCCUUCAUUCUCUCUUCCUUUUUCUCAGCUUCCGAUUCUCCCUAUAAAGAAUAAGUCUCAAACGUACCGUUACUUUGCUUCUCCUUAAGCGUUUUACUCUCUCCCAAUUCUUACACUACACACAACUUCUUCUUUCUCUCUCUUUUUUUUUUUCUAACAAUGGAAGCAUCGGAUUUCUUCGUCAGCGGCUUUUUCUCACAUGCCGGAGACGAACAAAAUCCGAAUAACAACAAUAAUAAUAAUAACGGAAAUAAUUUUUCUGUGGAUGAUCUUUUGGUUAUCCCUAAGGAAGAUGAAGUGAUGGCCGACGCAUUUUUCAACAGUAUUACGGGAAAUUCUGCUGAUUCUUCCACCGUUACCGUCGUUGACAGCUGUAAUUCCUCUGUUUCUGGUGGAGAUGGCCAAUUCAACGGCAACCUGAGCUGCCGCAGCUUCACCGAUGCUCCGUUUCCUAACAGCGAACUCUGCGUUCCGUUCGAUGACUUGGCUGAGCUUGAAUGGCUCUCAAACUUUGUGGAGGAAUCAUUCUCAAGUGACGACGUUCAAAAUCUUCAAUUCAUUCCUGUAGCAAAGAUUAAUUCCUCCACCAUCACCACCGACAGUUCCUCCUCCGCCACCACAAUUUCAAACGGAACUAACUCGCCACCUGCCUUUCCUGCUGACACCUCUGUACCUGGAAAAGCUCGCAGCAAGCGCUCACGCGCCGCUCCCUGCGACUGGUCCUCACGCCUCCAGUUGCUCUUAUCCCCUGCCACGUCAUCAUCGGAGAGUACCAACGUCUCUGCUACUAACACUACUCUCGCCAUGGCCAAAGCCAGCAAAGCUCCAUCGAAGAAGCGAGAGAGCAUGGAAACGCCGGGACGGAAAUGCCUGCACUGUGCUUCUGAUAAGACACCGCAGUGGCGCACAGGUCCUUUGGGUCCAAAGACUCUGUGUAAUGCAUGUGGAGUUAGGUACAAGUCCGGUAGGCUUGUGCCGGAAUAUCGUCCGGCGUCGAGUCCAACGUUUAUCUCGGCGAGGCACUCGAAUUCCCAUCGGAAAGUUCUGGAGCUCCGGAGGCAAAAGGAUCUCCAGAGACACCAAGCACAUCACCAGCAUCAGUUGCUUAAUCAAUCCUCAAUUUUCGGUGUAUCAAACGGUGGUGAUGAAUUCUUGCUUCAUCAUCACCAAAAUUGUGGUCCAAAUUUCAGGCAUCUCAUCUAGUGUCAGUCAGCUAGUGUAGGGGAUAACUACUUUGCACUUUUCUCGUUUUAAAAGUUUGAAUUAACAUCCCAUUUUCCUAAUUCCAUCUAGUUUUAGAAAUUAAAAAAUGUUCAGGAUAUGAAGAGAGAGGAGGAAAAAAAAAGGUUCCUAUCAAUCCCAG